Molecule: messenger RNA, 2354 nt
Organism: Punica granatum (pomegranate)
Lineage: Eukaryota; Viridiplantae; Streptophyta; Magnoliopsida; Myrtales; Lythraceae
Source: RefSeq, a predicted model, not a curated record
AAGGGAGAACAAGAGAGAGAAAUUGGUGACGUUGGUUACAAUGCCAAAUAUCAGCCAGUCAGUCAGUGGUCAAGCACCAGCCAUGUUUCUUCUUCCCUGCCGGUUAAUUUUAUCCUCAUUUGUUGCUCUUCCCGAUGGUCGCAUUGUUCGGUUCAACUUAACGGCCGGCAUCUGAAGCUCUCAGCAAAAGCUCGAGACAAAAGCUACGCUCUCACCUAAGCAUAGCAAUUUACUAGAUAUAAGAUAUCAUGGGUGGAAGAGAAUAUGGGGAAAGAAAUGCGGGUUCUGUGAAAGCAGCCAUUGAUGUGUAUGGAGAAAAGAUUAAUCUUGGACACAACCCUGCUCUUGAGAAAAGGCAGAUGAAUUCGUCAGAGGGAUCCUCUUCAAGAGCAAAAGAACUCCUUCUCGCGAAGAAGGAUAUAGACCGAUGCGAAGACAGCAGAAGAACUGCAGAUUCAGUGAAAGCCCGGGCGGAAACUGAGCUCUUGGAAGCUAAGAAGACAGUGAAGCAUCUCAAGUCACUGAUAGAGGAAUCCAACUCCAAGGCAAAAUUGAAGACUCAGGACUUCGAGAAGCUAAGACGGCCUGCCAGGCGUGAAGGGAAGUCAUCGAUAGCUGGAAACAGCAAAAGGUAUCGUUAUGAAGAUGUGAUGAGAGAACUGGAUUUCGUCAAGCGGGAGUUAAGUAAACUUAAGCUCGACGUGGCCUCUGUCUUGGAAGAGAAGUCCAGAGCUGAGAAGGAAGCUGAGGCAUCCAACCCUAAAACUGGAUCAUACUCAGGCUCGGUGGAAACGCUCAGGAAGGAGAUUGAGGAAGUAAAUGAGGAGCAGAUGCUAGUUGAGCUAGCGCGGAUCGAGGCCUUGAAAGAACUCAAUGGGAUUGAGGCUCAGAGAAAAAAGGAAGCUAGUGAGUACAUGGCCGCGAUGGAGGAAACAAGGAGAAAAAUCACAGAAGUUAAUGAAGAGAUCGAGAGUGCAAGGGACAUCGAGGCUACAUUGGCUGUUACUCUGUCUGACGUCGAGGUGCUACAAGUUGGAUUGAGCUUAGCAAGGGAUAUGGAGAAACGGAAGGGCAAUAAUACUGCUGCUGAAGAUGAGUCUGAGGCUUCGCCCUCACUAAGAUCAGUAAUGGAGGAACUGGAACGGGCGAAGAAGGAAUUGGCUUCAAUCAAUGAAGAGGGAUUUCAGUUUAUGGCCUCGAUGGAUGUUAUUCGGAGAGAGCUGAGGCACGUGAUCGAGGAAACCAUGACACUGAAGAAGAAUGAGGAGAAGGUGGAUAUGACGGUUCAGAACCUGAAUUCCAAGCUGCUGAGGGCUAAAUCCAGAUUGGAAGCUGUGUCGUUGGCUGAGGAGAAGGCUAACUCGACAGUCUUGAAUCUCUCUGCCACGCUUGAGCAGUUAAGGACUGAAUCUGAGGCUGCAAAGAAAGAGAAGGGGCUGAUUGAGGAAGAGACGGCGAAGAUCAAGGCGGAAAUUGAGAAAACUGAGAGCGGAAUAGACUUGACCGAGGAAAAGCUUCGAGCAGCGAUGCAAGAGCUUGAGGAAGCCAAAACUUCUGAGGCAUUAGCGCUCGAGAAACUUGGGGCGCUCAUUGAGAGAACGGUGAGGGACAGGGCAUCUGCAUCGCAGCAUAGUUCACAUAUAACAAUAUCAAAGUUCGAGUACGAUUAUCUGAUAGGGCGAGCGACAGGGGCUGAGGAAAUCGCCAACAAGAAGGUUGCGGCAGCCCAGGCUUGGAUUGAGGCCCUAAAGGCAAGCGAAAAGGAGAUACUAAUGAAGAGUGGGAUAGCGAAUCGAGAGGUCUGGGAAAUGAGAGUGCACGAAGAGCAGCAAGUUUUUAGGACUGAGAGGUCACUCUCUGCAAAGAAGAAGGUUGGGGGAGAGCUCAAGGGUAGGAGGAUGCCGGGGGAUGUAAACUCGGAAACUGAAUAUCUGCCCCUGGCAGUAUCCCGGAAGUCCCCAAGAAAAGUUGCUGGAGAAAAAUCAUAUCCAUCUCCCGCAAGGAGAGUGAGGGUACGGAAAUCUGGAUCUCCAGCUACCCGGCAGACAGGUCGGUCCGCCUCAAUCACUCUGAAGAGGAGGAAGGAUGUAACGCCAGAUAUAUCAAGUUUCUUUAGCGGGAAGAAAAUCGAAAAUCAAGUACAAUAAAGAUUUCACACGGAGCAAUUCUAUUCAAGGAUGGAAACGAAGCUCCUGGAUAGUGCGAAUCCUUUUUUCUAAUGUAUGAAUCGCAGAUUUUCACCUGUAAAUCGCCAUUGUGGCUAAUCAAGAACUUUUGUGCAGAAAUGAGACUGGUUGGAUUGUCCUUUUUCUCCUAUGAAAGCCUCCUGCAUCUUCAGUGCGGUGAUUCGAUUC